Messenger RNA from Planococcus citri (citrus mealybug), 1730 nucleotides. Its product is annotated as tubulin beta chain-like. Gene Ontology annotation, cellular component: microtubule; cytoplasm. Gene Ontology annotation, biological process: microtubule cytoskeleton organization; mitotic cell cycle. The transcript has 8 exons. Lineage: Eukaryota; Metazoa; Arthropoda; Insecta; Hemiptera; Pseudococcidae. Bases 224 to 1585 code for a protein of 453 amino acids. The record is from RefSeq and is a predicted model, not a curated record. Gene Ontology annotation, molecular function: GTP binding; GTPase activity; structural constituent of cytoskeleton.
CUUCUACUAUAAAACACGUCACCCAUUUUGAAGAGUUCGCUGUGGUGGCGGCAUCGCGUAUCACGGUGAAAUGGAACAUAACUCGAGCCGCAUCUAAUGCACCAUUUAGUUCAACUAGUCUUCACCGUGUAUAGUUGUCGUAUCCUUUAGUCGUGUAAGUGAUUUUUUUUUCGGUAUAAGGUAAAGAGUGCUUUUUUUACAAAAAUAAUUAAAUAAAUUUAAAAUGAGAGAAAUUGUUCAUAUACAAGCUGGCCAAUGCGGUAAUCAAAUUGGAGCUAAGUUUUGGCAAGUUAUAUCCGAAGAGCAUGGGAUUGAUUAUAACGGUUACUUCAAGGGACAUUCGCCUAUGCAACUUGAAAGAAUUAAUGUUUACUAUAAUGAAGGACAAGGAAGUUCAAAAUCCGAAGGAGAAUCUAAAUACGUUCCCAGAGCAGUGCUGCUCGAUUUGGAGCCAGGUACCAUGGAUUCGAUUCGAUCGGGGCCUUAUGGAGUGCUCUUUCGACCGGAUAAUUUCGUUUUCGGACAACUAGGCGCUGGUAAUAAUUGGGCCAAGGGGCAUUACACCGAAGGAGCCGAAUUGGUCGAUUCUGUUCUGGAUGUGGUGCGAAGAGAGAGCGAAAAUUGCGACUGUAUGCAAGGUUUCCAGUUGACUCAUUCUUUGGGCGGUGGAACAGGAUCCGGUUUGGGUACGCUUUUAAUAUCGAAAAUACGCGAAGAAUAUCCGGAUCGAAUCAUGAACACUUACUCAGUUAUGCCUUCACCAAAGGUCUCAGAAACAGUAGUAGAACCUUACAACGCGACCCUGUCGGUCCAUCAAUUGGUAGAAAAUACCGACGAAUCGUACUGUAUCGAUAACGAAGCUUUAUACGAUAUUUGUUUUCGUACUUUAAAAUUAACCAAUCCUACUUACGGCGACUUGAAUCAUCUAGUGUCGUUAACGAUGUCAGGAGUUACGACUUGUUUAAGAUUUCCCGGCCAAUUAAACGCAGAUUUGAGAAAGCUAGCUGUGAACAUGGUGCCUUUCCCUAGAUUGCAUUUCUUUUUGCCUGGAUUCGCACCGUUGACUUCUCGAAACAGUCAAUCGUAUCGUUCGCUUUCUGUACCGGAGCUGACUAAACAAAUGUUUGACGCUAGGAACAUGAUGGUAGCCUGUGAUCCGAGACAUGGGCGUUAUUUGACUGUAGCUGCUGUAUUCAGAGGUCGAAUGUCCAUGAAAGAGAUAGACGAACAAAUGUUAUUCAUUCAGCACAAAAAUAGUAAUUACUUCGUAGACUGGAUUCCAAACAACGUGAAAACUGCAGUAUGUGAUAUACCUCCUUGUGGACUGAAAAUGAGCGCAACGUUUAUCGGAAACACUACAGCUAUUCAAGAAUUAUUUAAGAGAAUCGGCGAACAAUUUUCGGCUAUGUAUAAAAGGAAAGCUUUCUUACACUGGUAUACCGGAGAAGGAAUGGAUGAGAUGGAGUUUUCCGAAGCUGAGUCCAAUGUGCUCGAUUUGGUGUCGGAAUAUCAACAGUAUCAGGAAGCUGGAACAGAAGAUGAUUACUUGGGCGAAGAAUACGAAGAGGAAGAAGAAGCAGAUUAACGAACCGGACGCGGCGAUAUCUCAGAAGUUAACACGACGACGAAGAAUAAUUUUACCAAAACAACGACAACUUUCUACGAUGAUUCUCCUUUAUACUUUUCGUACUUAUGUAUCGUUUGAAAAUAAAUAUCAAAUCGGCGUUUCA